ACAAAGAAGACCGGAACCCUCGCGAGUCGUUUUGACGUUUUCUGGACGGCGGUAAAAGCUCGGUUCCCGGCCCUCCCGGAAGUUGUUGCACAGUUGUUUCCGGGAAGCGGGACUCCAAAUGGGUCGCAGUCGCAGCCGCUCUCCACGGAGGGAGCGUAGGCGUUCCCGGUCCACAUCCCGGGAGAGAGAACGCAGGCGCCGAGAAAGGUCCAGGUCUCGGGAGAGAGAUCGGAGAAGGAGCCGCUCGCGAUCCCCGCACCGAAGACGCUCCCGAUCUCCAAGACGACAUAGAUCCACAUCUCCUUCCCCUUCUCGACUGAAAGAAAGAAGAGAUGAGGAAAAGAAAGAAACAAAAGAAACAAAGAGCAAAGAACGGCAGAUUACUGAGGAAGACUUAGAGGGCAAAACAGAGGAAGAAAUAGAAAUGAUGAAGUUAAUGGGAUUUGCCUCCUUUGACUCCACAAAAGGUAAGAAGGUGGAUGGCUCUGUAAAUGCCUAUGCCAUAAAUGUCUCUCAGAAGAGGAAGUACAGGCAGUACAUGAAUCGAAAAGGUGGAUUCAACAGACCUUUGGAUUUCAUUGCAUGAGAAUUGAAGUGUUGAAGGAUGAUUUUUUUCCCCUCAUCUUGGUCAGAGAGUGGAUUUUGUAUUUUGUAUUUAACUUGCAUUCAAAAAACAGGAUCUCAGUUCUCCCUUCUUGUAAAGUAAGAAAAUCUUAUUUAUGAUGUAUGCAGUUAACUUACCUUGCCUCAACAGAAGAAAGGUUAAAUAUUACAUUUUUUUCUUUUAGGAAAUAUCAUUUGUGGCAGGCGUCAACCCCAUUUUAUUUGUCCUUAUUCCUGUGGAAGCAGUAUAUGUUUUCUUCUUGAAUGCUCAUUAGGACUUCUUAAAAAACAUGAAAGUAAUUUGGAAGUAAGUUUAUCCAAUAAAGUAGUAUUUCUACCCUUUUAGAUUUGAUAAAUAUUUUUAUUACUAAAGAAUCUCCCUAGACAUUUUCUUUUUUUUUUUUCACACAUAGAUUUAAGUAUCUUGAUUGUUAGUAGUCUAAAAAUGGGAGAAUGAAAAAGCAUAACUAGAUUUUUCUAUCUUCUGUGGUCACCCCCCGCCCCGCAAAAAUACCAUUUAUGGUUCUCUCUGCAAGUAUAAAAGCAUUACAUGCAAAAAAAAAGAUCUCAGAGAAACCAAAAAGUAAAAGAAAAGCAGAAAAUCACCUGUUAUCUACUCCCAGAAAUAAUCAAUUUCAACAUUUUGGUAUAUGUCUUUCCAGGCUUCUUUGGGUUGAUCCCACCUAUGAGAUCAGAAUAUGUAUGCAGUUCUUUCUUUAACCCUUUUUUCUCCCAUGUACUGUGAACAUUUAAAAAGUACUUUUAAAUAUUCUUUGGAAACUUAGCUUUUAGUAGCUACUUGGUUGUAUCAUAAUUUAUUAACUAAUGUUUUAUUGGUAAACAUUGGCUUGCCUCCCAUGACUUGCCAUUAUAAUUAAAACUGUGACUACUAUCUGUCUCCAUUACA
Molecule: messenger RNA, 1510 nt
Organism: Pongo pygmaeus (Bornean orangutan)
Lineage: Eukaryota; Metazoa; Chordata; Mammalia; Primates; Hominidae
Gene: SNRNP27
Product: small nuclear ribonucleoprotein U4/U6.U5 subunit 27
Exons: 6
Coding region: 119-586 (155 amino acids)
Biological process (GO): RNA splicing
Cellular component (GO): precatalytic spliceosome
Source: RefSeq, a predicted model, not a curated record